Anastrepha ludens (Mexican fruit fly) is the source of this 1863-nucleotide messenger RNA. RefSeq lists its product as uncharacterized. The record is from RefSeq and is a predicted model, not a curated record. Gene Ontology annotation, molecular function: zinc ion binding; nucleic acid binding. NCBI's taxonomy places the organism in Eukaryota, Metazoa, Arthropoda, Insecta, Diptera, Tephritidae. The coding region runs from base 515 to 1855 and encodes 446 amino acids. The transcript is spliced from 2 exons.
CAGCUGUGGCCGGUGAACUUGAAUAAAUUGUAAAGGGAUAAACAAACACACGAACGCGUAAAUUUCUAAAGUGCGAAUAAAUAAAUUAUAAAGUUUUGUGAAAAUAAAAGUGUUUUAUUAAUUCGAAAAUUAAUAGCCGCCAAAAAAGCUUGGGGGCCCAACACUUUGGUGACCCCGACGUGAUAUUCGUGUGUUCUACUUGUGUAAAAUAGAAAUUAUUAUUCAAUAUAAUAAUAUUUGUUAACCCUUCGAGAAUAUCGUGUUACGGUAGUUAAUUAUUGUCGCGUAGUCGUUUCUAAUACCUACCCAAUAAAUAAAACCAUUUGUUAACUUUGUGCGGGACUUGUAAAACAAAGCAGUUAAAACCGCAACCAUAUUUACGGCUAAAAAUUAACUUGCACCGUUUUCUAUUUACUAACUUUUUCAACGGUUUCCGUGUACAUAGAACCGUGCCUAUAAAUUCGUGCGCUAUCGAUAUAACCGGUCAGUUAAUUUUAAAAGUCCAACGUUCAACAUGUCGCUCAGUCCAGGUAAUGGUACCUUCAUUAGAGGCAAUUCACCACAUACUGUACCAUCGAGUGGGCAACCGUCUUCAGAUCGCGUGUCGUAUUUAAAGCUGAAAACAAUGUCAGUCUUUAAUCGACUUGAGCAUACAGCAGCAGAGAUGAACACCGAAAUGCUACAAGGCAUGGAUGAGUACGGUUUGGCAGCAAUCAUGGAAUCAGUGGGAGAUUUGAAAGCAACAUUCACCGCCGCUCACACCAGUUUGGAGGAAAUGGAAUUUGAGUCUAUUGCUAGUGACCUGCCCUGCAAGUUCGAUGCUACAAUGUUCACCUCCGUCAUUGACAACGAUGGCGACCUAACGCAAAGCGAUAAGCUGCAAUACCUGCGUUCCGGCUUGAGUGGUGCUGCUUUGGAUACUAUCCAAUCUCUGGAGAUAAGUGAAACUAAUUAUAAAAAUGCAUUAGAUUUACUCAAAAAACGUUUUGAUAACAAGCGAAUUAUAUUUCAGGCACACAUCAGACAGAUCUUUGGGCUGGACAGGGCAGAUGCAUCCGCAAGCAAGUGGCGGAAGUUGACGGACAAGGUUACAUCACAUAUACGCGCGUUGCAGUCGCUUGGGUCACAAGAACAAAUCUCUGACUGCAUCAUAGUUGAACUAUUAAUCCAGAAGUUGGACAAGGCUACUCAAUCCAAGUGGGAAGAAAAUUCAUCUAGCAACGAACUGCCGUCGUGGGAUCAGUUAGCUGCAUUUUUGGAAAAGCGGUGUCGUACCCUCGAAAAUGUGGAGCAUGCCAUACAAACCCAAACGGAUCAAGUUGACAGAAACGGUAAAACUGUAAGUACAAAUAAAAGAAAAUCAUUUGUCGUUUCGAAUGCCUCAGUAGGUGGUUGCGCGUUUUGUCGGUGCCCUGAUCAUAGAAUUUACCACUGUCAGCUAUUCUCCACUCUUUCUCCAAACCUUCGCCAAAAAAAAGCCAAGAAGCUCUCGCUUUGCCUUAACUGUCUAAAGGGUGGCCAUCAGAUGAGGGAUUGCAAAUCUGGAUCCUGUAGAGCUUGUCAACUGAAACACCAUACGCUUUUGCAUUUUGACCGCACAUCUUCUGCUUCAACUUCUAUAUCAGGCUCAGUCACGCAACCACCCACAUUGAAAUCAAACACCAUAGCUGCAACAUCAUCUGUCCCAUCUGAUGCUGUGCUUCUAGCCACUGCAGUAAUUUUUGUCAAAAAUCGUGCUGGUACCUUCAUGACAUGUCGGGCGCUUUUGGAUUCGGGACCAAAUAUUAGGCUGCAGUUUCGGGCAUCGGGGAUGCCAACCUGUCAACUGAAGGCUAUUCGGUCAAUGUUGUACUGAAGACGCGG